CAAUCGUUCAACCAUCAACAAUCAAACCAAGCACGAACAUGCGUGGAUUUCUAAUUUUAUGUGCCUUUGUUACUGUAACAACUGCUGCGCCACAGCAGGGAUACCAGUAUGGUGCCCAACCAGUUGGUGGUCAAUUGCCGCAUGCGUUGCCACAGUCCGAGGUCCAGUAUAGUGCCAUGACAUCGCAAACUACUGACUUUUUGAAGGAUUUGCAAACCGUUAUGGCUGUACAGUCGGGUAAUCUGGCGCCAAACUUUGCAAGCAGUACCCAGCAUCAAGUGGUUGCUAAUGCUGGUGGCGCAGCAUCUGCUCGUAUGUCCGUGGGUCAGCCUCAGGCUCGCUACUUGGCACCUGAACCUGUACCAGGGGUUAAUUCUUUCCACCAACAACAGGUUCCGCAUCAACAGAUUCCACAACAGCAGGUUCCACUGCAACCGGUUCCCCAACAACUGGUUCCGCAGCAACAGAUUCUACAACAACAUGUUCCACAACAACAUGUUCAACAACAAAAUUUUCUACAACAUCAAGUUCUACAACAAGUUCCACAACAGCGGGUUCCACUGCAACAGCCACAACAAGCGCAACACUUGCAGCAACAAAAACAACAGGCUCCCGAAUCUGAAACCGUCAUUUCCAAACGUUUUUACCUCCACGCUGCACCCGAAGACGAUGAAGGCGAGGUGAAACAACAUCAUGUGACCGUGGGUAAGCCACGUAAAAACUACAAUGUCGUCUUCAUUAAAUCAUCCGAUAAGUCCAGCCCGAAGACGUCACUUAAAAUCACGCCCGCCGUUAAUGAAGAGAAGACCGUCAUUUAUGUGUUGAAUAAGAAGCACGACGCCACCGAUAUUGACACACAAGUAUAUGAGCCCGUCACCAGUACAGCCAAGCCUGAAGUGUACUUCAUUAAAUAUAAGACAGCGGAAGAGGCGGCGCAUGCGCAGCAAACUAUUCAAGCACAAUAUGAUGCUUUGGGCGGCUCGACACAGGUGAGUAAUGAAGGCGUUGCAGCGGAGAGCUCAGUUAUUGGUGCUCUAGAAGCCGCUGCCACCACUGCCAAGCAUACCGAGGCUGAGGCUGCCGCUGAGUCUGCCGCUGAUGAUGCAGCUGGCGCCUCCGAGGCCACUCACUCCCCACCUGCCGCCCAAACUAAUGAACAACAACAGGCCGUACAAAUUCCAGUAGUGCCAGCGGCUGGACAAUCAGCAGUAAAUGCACAGCCAGAGGAGCAAUUGCAGAGUGUUGAGCAAUCGUUAGUGCAGAGUGGUGUUAAUACAAAUAACGGCUACUUGCCACCAGCUAGAUAUUAUUACCGUUAA
This is a messenger RNA of Ceratitis capitata (Mediterranean fruit fly), 1319 nucleotides long. RefSeq names its product homeotic protein female sterile-like. The transcript has 3 exons. The record is from RefSeq and is a predicted model, not a curated record. Bases 39 to 1319 code for a protein of 426 amino acids. Lineage: Eukaryota; Metazoa; Arthropoda; Insecta; Diptera; Tephritidae.